AUGGAACUAACUAAAGCGUUGUUGACGAAUUAUUUGCAAAGAAAUACACCGUAUUUCAAGAAACGGGAGAAGGAACCGGAGAGUAUAGUGCUGGGGCUAGCGGCAUCGUUGUGGUCAGCAGUUCAAAUGGCUACGGGGUACGACGAGUUUCGAGAAGGAGAUGAGGAGGGCAAUAUGAUGGAGCCGGUGUCGCUUGGGUCGUUAUCGGUGUUGUUGAUAUUGAAUCUGGCUUGUCAUCAGAACGCGGAUGUGAAGACGAUUAAUAUUUAUAAGGAAACGUUGUCGUUGUUUCAGAAUGCGCAAGGUUUGGGUUGUUAUUAUUAUUGUUAUUAUUUGUUUUAUUUGGUUUAUUUAUCGUUAUGGUAUUGUUAG
Molecule: messenger RNA, 372 nt
Organism: Anisakis simplex (herring worm)
Lineage: Eukaryota; Metazoa; Nematoda; Chromadorea; Rhabditida; Anisakidae
Source: the annotation of a GenBank genome assembly